Molecule: messenger RNA, 684 nt
Organism: Pichia kudriavzevii
Lineage: Eukaryota; Fungi; Ascomycota; Pichiomycetes; Pichiales; Pichiaceae
Exons: 1
Coding region: 1-684 (227 amino acids)
Source: RefSeq, a predicted model, not a curated record
AUGAACACCACACAGAAAUACUUUCUUUUAACAGACACGGCAGCCACCCUCUUUUGGACAUAUGUUCUUGCCCGACUGGUUAUUCUAUACCCACUAACAGGUGCCCGGUUCCUCCCCGGCGGCUUGGCCGACUUCUAUCUCUCUGUUCUCGUGGGGACAUGUGCCCUGGAGCUGUUCAACUACGCGUCCAUCUUCAGACACGUACGUGGAACUCCAACUAUCUACAACGCCUUACCUAAACCGUACUGGGUGAACCUCCUCCUGACCAAUUCGACAAGACUCCUCUUGGCGUUUGUCAUUUACAACUAUCCCAAGGUGGCAAGAACAAAUGCCUUCCCCCUCUUGGUGGCGUCGCAAUCAAUCAAGGAACUGUUUCGUUGGUAUUACAACAUUGAAAAGGUCCGUCUCUAUAACAACGUGUCCAAAACUGCCGUGGCUAUAAGGAAAAUCACAUUUCUCAUUGCCACCCCAUUGGAAGCCAGCUCCAUAUUUUAUAUUUUAUUCCAAUCCUUACCUGUGGAAUCGUAUCAAGACGCAUUGCUUCCUUACGACACGCGGAUCAAGACCUUGCUGAAAGCAAUCCUGUUGGGAUACUUCCCCGCCUUCUACGCCCUGUACAAAAGAUCCAUCUACAAGUACUUUUUUGUUCAUUCUAGGGAGACCUACCAAAAGAAGCAAAAGUAG